This is a messenger RNA of Diuraphis noxia (Russian wheat aphid), 1863 nucleotides long. It is a transcript of the gene Pngl, whose product is annotated as N-glycanase Pngl. Gene Ontology annotation, cellular component: cytosol; cytoplasm; nucleus. Gene Ontology annotation, biological process: glycoprotein catabolic process; protein deglycosylation. Lineage: Eukaryota; Metazoa; Arthropoda; Insecta; Hemiptera; Aphididae. Gene Ontology annotation, molecular function: peptide-N4-(N-acetyl-beta-glucosaminyl)asparagine amidase activity. The record is from RefSeq and is a predicted model, not a curated record.
UAUCGUAAAUGUAGUUAAAUUUUUUGUAACUAUUAAUAUUUCAAAAUGCUCUAUAGUUUAAACGAUUUAAAAAGCAAUAGUAUCGACGUCUGUUUUCAAGUUGUUAAUGUUUUAUUGCAACUCCUCAAUGACAUAAUAUAUCAUCCAAAUCAACCAAAAUUCAGAAGACUCUAUUUGGAAAGUGAUGUAAUUCAAAAUAAGCUUUUGCCUUUUGCCGGUGCUAUGGAAUUCCUUUUUGAAAUUGGGUUUAUAGAUGAUGGAAUUUCUUUAGUGUUGCCAGAAUGUAUAAGCCUAAGUGCAUUAAAGAACUACAAACAACAACUUAUAAACAUAAUUUCUGAACAUCAAAAGUUAAAUUUAAAUGAAAAUAAUUUCUUAAAAGAAAUUAGUUCAACAUCAUUGGAUGUACUUAAGUUUGAAGAUAAAAUAUUGCAGAGCAAAGCAUUAGAAAACUUAUCGCUAGAAGAUAUUGAGUUAUUUUCAAAUGUCGAUAAAAAUGAUGCAUUAUACCACGAGAAAAUGAUGUUAAAACUUAUGAAAUGGUUUAAAGAGUCAUUUUUUAAAUGGUUUGAUACGCCAAUCUGCCAGUUCUGCUCUAGUGCUACAAAAUUUAAAGGAUUAAAUCACAUUAAAAUAGAUGAAAAUGUUAGAUAUUCCGAAAUGUAUGAAUGCGAAAACUGUUGUUCGGUCACAGAUUUUAAAAGAUAUGGUAUUUGUGAACAACUCUUAACUACUCGUCAGGGUAGAUGCGGUGAAUGGGCCAAUUGUUUUACUUUGUUCUGUAGAGCGCUUGGUUGGGAAGCAAGAUUGAUAGUUGAUAAAACUGAUCACGUAUGGACUGAAGUCUGGUCAGUUAAUCAAAAAAGAUGGAUUCAUUGUGAUCCGUGUGAAACUGCUUUAGACAAACCGUUACUAUAUGAAAAAGGUUGGGGGAAAAAAUUGUCAUAUGUUAUCGCCUAUUCUAAUGAAGAAGUUCAAGAUGUUACUUGGCGGUAUGUAGAAAAUAAUAACACCGUUUUAAAAAGAAGAAAACUCUGUUCCGAAAACGAGUUGUUGACUACGAUUUUAAGUUUGUCGCAUCAUAGGCAAAAUAAUUUAUCAUUUUCAAGACGUAAAUAUAUUGCAGAAAGACGUUUGAAGGAGUGUUUUGAAUUGUAUUUUAUGUUGUACAGUAGAAUAUCCAAACAGACGUUAUUUCAGGCUGGACAUUCUGAAGAGUCUACUGAUAUUGAAAAUUAUGGUGGAAGAACGUCCGGGUCUCUCGCAUGGAGAUUAGCUCGAGGGGAAACGCAAAUUGAGAAAUUUGUUUGGACUCCGUCUGAGGCUGAAAUAGCCAAUAAAAGAUUCGAACUCAAAUAUUCUACGGCUAUUGAUAAAUAUAUCCAUGGCACUAGCAUUCAUGAAGGAUGGAAAAGUGGUGUAUAUAGUUAUAGUUCAUUAUUUCGCAAAGAAGAAUUAGACUGGAAAAAUGUUUAUUUAUGUAGAGAAGAAUACUGUGAGAAAUCAACAAUAGAGUGGCGAUUUGACUUUUCUUCAAGUGGUCUGGUUAUACAAGACAUUAAACUAAUUUAUACUACAGCAUUAUUUAACACAGGUCAAGUUGAUUGGAAGUUGAUUGGAAAUAAUCUCACAGUGAAUCUACCUACUAUUGAAAAUAUUAAAGAAGUCAUUGUGGAUCAAAUGAACGGCGCUGAUUUUGUAACAUUAAACGCAAGUUUAUCUGGAGGAUCUGGAGACUUAGCCUGGCAACACUCUCAAAUAUUUAGACAGUCGAUAAAAGACCAAGACUAUCCAUUUCAGAUCAUAAUUAUUCUUAAAUAAAUGUUAAACAUAAUAAUAAAAUAAUAAUUGUUCAUUAUUUAU